UUAGCUAUUCAAGAGAGGCACAUGUCACAUAUCCGGGACCUCGCGGUAUUUUCCCGCCCGCCGUCUUCAAAUCACGACUGGUUCGGACCGGUUUCUCUCUCUUGCCAUUGCAUCGUCGUGAGUUUUCUUCAAGAGGAGAAAAAUUAAAAUGUCGCAGCCUGUGCAGCCAGUAGCCACUUUCAAGCUUGUUUUAGUAGGCGAUGGUGGAACCGGUAAAACGACAUUCGUUAAGCGCCAUUUGACGGGAGAGUUCGAGAAGAAAUAUAUCGCCACCCUUGGGGUAGAAGUGCAUCCCCUGAUUUUCUUCACUAGUAGAGGCCCAAUCAAAUUUAAUGUGUGGGACACGGCUGGACAGGAGAAGUUUGGAGGUCUUCGUGAUGGGUACUACAUCCAAGGCCAGUGUGCUAUUAUAAUGUUUGACGUCACCUCCAGAGUAACAUACAAGAAUGUUCCCAACUGGCAUCGGGACUUAGAAAGAGUUUGUGAAAACAUUCCCAUUGUGUUAUGUGGCAACAAGGUUGACAUAAAAGACAGAAAGGUCAAGGCAAAGGCCAUAACUUUCCACAGGAAAAAGAACCUUCAGUACUAUGAUCUCAGUGCAAAGAGUAAUUACAACUUUGAGAAGCCAUUCCUUUGGCUAGCUCGUAAGUUGGUGGGAGACCCUAACUUAGAGUUUGUGGAGAUGCCUGCGCUUCAACCUCCAGAGGUCCAGAUGGACCCCAACAUGGCCAAGCAGUAUGAGCAGGACUUGAAUGAUGCUCAAAAUACUGCUCUGCCUGAUGAAGAUGAUGAAGACCUGUGAAAUGUAGGAACAAUAGCUCCAUAAAUGUGGCAAUAUAUGUGUUCUUGCUUGAACUUAUAAAACUCCCAUCCAGUGCAAACAUGCAAGAUCAAGCAGAUAAACCUGCCAUGAUACAUGGUAACACUAGAAUUGUUGAAAACCUCUCAGUUGCUUAGAUGUGGACAGUUGUGUGGAUAAAUAACAUGACUGUUAAAAAUAGUAGUCUUCACAGGUAUUUAGUAUCUCAAAACAAGAAUCUAUAUACAUAAUAGUUAUUUGCCAUAAUUUUUGUACUGCAAGCAUGGUUGUAUAUUAUUAUAGCAUAAUAGAAGGGCUAUCGUAUUACUUAUUCUCACUUGCUAUGAUACCUCACAAAUUGCAAGUGGAAUUUCAUAAAGCUGGUCAUUUGAAAGAUAAAGAAAUGAAACCUGACUUGUUGAGAGUUGAUCAAUUAUUGCUUAUAUAGAUAAGAUUUAUGCAAACUGAAUUCAGGGUAGUUUUAAUUUUGGAUAGAACAAAAGAAGUUUUUCAUCCAUCAACUACAACCAUUAGUAGAGUUCUUGAAACCUGCAAUAAACAGCCCCUUUUUGUA
Messenger RNA from Nematostella vectensis (starlet sea anemone), 1373 nucleotides. Its product is annotated as GTP-binding nuclear protein Ran. The transcript has 5 exons. Bases 149 to 802 code for a protein of 217 amino acids. Gene Ontology annotation, cellular component: cytoplasm; nucleus. NCBI's taxonomy places the organism in Eukaryota, Metazoa, Cnidaria, Anthozoa, Actiniaria, Edwardsiidae. Gene Ontology annotation, molecular function: GTP binding; GTPase activity. The record is from RefSeq and is a predicted model, not a curated record. Gene Ontology annotation, biological process: protein import into nucleus; ribosomal subunit export from nucleus.